AUGGGAAUUACUGCGCUAACAUGUAAUCUUUUAAAUAUAUUACAGGCAUACUCGAAAAAGUGUCUUGAACACUUUUUUAAAUUAAAAAAUGACGCAUUGGAUUCAUCGACAGCGUUAAAGAGCAAGAGCAAUGAUUCACACAUAGUCGAGAAGACCGAUAAAGUUGAGAACUGCAAUUUCGCGAGAAUUAAACAAUGGUUUUUACUGAUGGCCACAAAGUAUAAUACAUUAAUGGAAAACAAGUUUUCAAUGUUUUUCGUUGUCGCUUGCUUCUUCAUUUGUGCUAUCCAGUUCCUUUUCUUUAUAAUUUAUUGGACUGAGAUAGUACCUCGAAAAACGCUGAGCGCAAUUGACAAUCUAAAUUAUGAUUACUUAACAACCCAUCUAAAAGAGCAGUGUAUCCCGUAUGAGAAAAUUCUUGACCAAUGUGUCUCGUAG
Molecule: messenger RNA, 438 nt
Organism: Saccharomyces mikatae IFO 1815
Lineage: Eukaryota; Fungi; Ascomycota; Saccharomycetes; Saccharomycetales; Saccharomycetaceae
Exons: 1
Coding region: 1-438 (145 amino acids)
Source: RefSeq, a predicted model, not a curated record